Molecule: messenger RNA, 2910 nt
Organism: Stylophora pistillata
Lineage: Eukaryota; Metazoa; Cnidaria; Anthozoa; Scleractinia; Pocilloporidae
Product: syntaxin-1A
Biological process (GO): vesicle fusion; intracellular protein transport; exocytosis
Cellular component (GO): SNARE complex; endomembrane system; plasma membrane
Molecular function (GO): SNARE binding; SNAP receptor activity
Source: RefSeq, a predicted model, not a curated record
AAGCCCGCAGUCAAUCUUGGGGAGGUGGUUGUGGAGUUUACACCGGAUUUACUUUGUAUUUACACGAGUUUUCAAAAUGAGGGACCGAUUACAGGCCUUAAAAGGCGCGGGAAAUGUCGACGAUGAGGAUCCACAAGAUUAUGAUGAACCUUCGACUAUUAUUAAUGUGGAAAAUACUUUUAUGGAUAAUUUUUUCCAAACCGUGGCUAUAGUACGAACAAACAUUGAUAAAAUAUCACAAGAUGUGGAACAAGUUAAGAAAAUGCACAGUGCUAUGCUGUCCGCAGCAGUACAAGAUCAAGAGGUAAAAGAAGAACUGGAAAGACUGAUGGUAGAUGUUAAGAAGACUAGUAAUCUAGUCAGAGUGAAAUUGAAAGAAAUGGAACACAGUAUAAACCAGCAAGACCAGGAUGCAGGUUAUAAUAACUAUGCUGAAGCCAGGAUAAGAAGAUGCCAGCAUUCUACAUUAGCAAGAAAAUUUGUAGAAGUGAUGAGUGACUAUAACACGACCCAGUCUGAUUACAGAGAGAAAUGCAAAGCAAGGAUUCAGCGGCAGCUGGAAAUAACUGGAAAAGCUAAGACAUACGAGGAAGUAGAGGAAAUGUUGGAGGGUGGAGAUCCAGCGAUUUUUACUUCAGAUAUUGUGAUAGAGACUCAACAAGCAAGACAAGCCUUGGGAGAUAUAGAAGCUAGACACAGAGAUAUUAUCAAUUUAGAAAAAAGUAUUCAGGAACUUCAUGAUAUGUUUGUUGACAUGGCCAUGUUGGUUGAUAGCCAGGGAGAGAUGAUCGACAGAAUUGAGUACAAUGUAGAACAAGCGGUUGACUUUGUACAAUCAGCUAAAAGUGACACCAAAAAAGCUGUCAAGUAUCAAAGUAAAGCAAGGCGGAAAAAAAUCAUGAUCAUCAUCUGUCUAGUUGUUUUAGUGGCUAUACUUGUCACUAUAGUAGUGAUUCUCACAAACUAGAAUUUGUAACAUUUAGUAUUUGUUUUUAUAUGGUUCAAAUAUCUCCAUAAUAUUAAUGUAAUGAAAUAGAUAAAUGGGGCUUGAUAGACCACCAAGUAAUGACUGGAUGGAAGGAACCAUAAAUAACAUUUUAAAUUUGGACUGUAAAUAUUUUCAUCUGUUACAUUAAGUGUCGCUGGACUUUGACAGGCCCAGACAGUGUAUUAUCACCUAAAUGCUACCAUAAAAAGUUAAAAACUGCAAAUAAAUCUUUAAACAGACGGCAAAUAGCAUUAUCCCAGAGAGCAAAGUAUUUUUUCAAGUUCUUUUGUUUUUUUUUUUUUCCUGUGUGAUUUUGUCAGAUGUUCUAGAUUUAUGGACCACACCCUUUUACUCUCAUACGUACAGUUUCUUCCUUGGUUGGGUCAGCUUUUUUUUUAGAUUUUCAAAUUCAAAUCAAUUAUUCUUGUGUUUACUAUGGCAUUAAAAUUUCAAAUUCCUAGUAAACUUAUUUCUCAGUGCUUUGUAUAAGCUGAAGACAGGGUUUUUAACUGAGGUAUCUAUUCAACUGCACAAGUGUUGAGUGUUUUUUGCCAUUCCACCAAGGGUGCUUUGAAGCUCAUUGCACAUUUGCUAAUACUUCCAGAUUAUCCAAAAGUCUCUCAAAUAUAGAAUCACUUUCCCUGUUGUUAAAAGAAAUGACAAGAGCAUCAAUGAUUAAGAUGUGUUGAGCUGAAGGUAGUUUUGUGUGAGAAAGAAGAGUUCAACCCAAGGGGAAGAAUCGAUUCAGGACAAAAAUAUACUUUUGUGCCAGUAAUACUAUCCCUCUGGUCAAGUUAAGUAUUUUGGAAAUCUAGAAAACUCUUAAGACGUUUUAGCCUUGACCUUUUGAUUAAUGGUGAAGAGCAGAAACACAAGAUUUGAGAAUGUAGACAACUGAAAAUUCAUUUUAGACCCACCCAUUUAUUUGCUCUUGAAACUAUUUUUAUUGAACUUGACUAUUGCAAUGUGUAAUUAAAAAUUAAUAUUUUAUAAUAGGAUAUGUUUAGCUUAAAGGGGGAGGGGUAUUCCAAAAACCAACCUCCUCUGUGUUUUUCUUGCUAUUGUGAUCCUUUAACUCCCAAGCUGAUUGGUGGACAAAUUCUUGUUUCUAGCUUCUCAUCUCCUUUCAAAUUAGCUAUGAGAAUGCAGUGUUGUAAUAAGGAAACCACCUCCAGCUGAUGAGAUGACCUUUUUCUCCUUCCUUGUUUGCGAGACAUUGUACAAAGUGUUGUAGAGAGAAGGCACUCAUUAACUAUUCUGGUAAUGAAAGGAAUGAAUACUUAGUUUUAUCUAACAAUUUUUCACCAAGAUGGAGGUGAAUUGUGGUAGAUAUUUACCUCGCCAUGAAGCGGCAAGGUAAAUAUCCACCAUUUUUGCCAACACUUAGGUAAAUAACAGUCUAAGUAUAUACCACACAGAAACCAAAAGAAUUAGUUUAUUUGGUUCACACUACUAAAAGAUAUUAAUUUAAAGUUUCAUAUUUUAGCCAUCACUUAUCAGUCAAUGGUUAACUUAGAAAGUUAAAUUCUAUCAUGGCAGAUUGGCCUGUUAGAACUUUAUGCUAUUUUAGGAAAUGUUAAGGCCAUGCACAUAAUUUCUAUUGACAGUCACUCGUUGAAAUCUAAUUUACUUAUAUUAAGUUUAGUUCUUGGAAAUAAAGCCAGACUACCUAAUGUCACUAAGGAGAAAUUCUGAUCUGCAUUCUUGGCAUUUCAGAAAACCUUACGCUUCUCAGAUUAUCGAUGUUUUAUUUCUGUAAUGAAAGUCAAUUAAGUUAAGAUCAGAGUGUUAAGGCUUGAUUGCUUGUGGGUCUCUUGGUCUAAUUCAAGGAGGGGGACUGAACAGAGUAAAGGAGCUAUUACAUGUAACUAUGAAGCAUUUGAAGUUGUGAAAUAAAUUAUUUUAAUUUUGUAUUUACCAAG